AUGAAUGAUUCAACAAGGGUAGCUGCUAAUAAUUCAACAAGGGCAACUGCUGCUAAUAAUUCAACAAUGGCAGCUACUGCUAAUGCAACAAGGGCAACUGCUGCUAAUAAUCCAACAAGAGUAGAUGCAAUCGUUAAUUUAAAU
Messenger RNA from Entrophospora sp. SA101, 144 nucleotides. The record is from the annotation of a GenBank genome assembly. NCBI's taxonomy places the organism in Eukaryota, Fungi, Glomeromycota, Glomeromycetes, Entrophosporales, Entrophosporaceae.